Molecule: messenger RNA, 363 nt
Organism: Cladophialophora psammophila CBS 110553
Lineage: Eukaryota; Fungi; Ascomycota; Eurotiomycetes; Chaetothyriales; Herpotrichiellaceae
Exons: 1
Coding region: 1-363 (120 amino acids)
Molecular function (GO): protein binding
Source: RefSeq, a predicted model, not a curated record
AUGGCACUUUCGCCGGAAAGGGUAUUCGGUAUCUUGAUCACCGAGGAUAUAGAUGAAAUAUUAGUUGGACGGAGAGACACAAGCUUCUGUGGUGAGACCGACGUCUUUUCCAGGCUGCCAGAUGAGAUUGUGGAUCUGAUCCUGUCCAACCUCAUCACGGGCGAUAUCUAUCUGUACCAGGCCGGUUGCCCGUACACUCUCCACGCCGCUGCAUACCUCAGACAAGUAUGUCGUCGAUUUCGAAACCUGAUCGAUGGGUUGAUGUUUAUUACUCCUCUCCGGCACAUCCGGCUCAUAGGUGGUAUUUCCGGCGACUACACCGAGAUGACGACUGUAUAUCGAGAAUAUCGGAAUAGUCUUUAG